UUUGAGCCAGUAUCCUACAUUUGUAUUUAAAGAACUCGACAUUCGUUAUCUAUGAAUAUGCUCAGAAGAAUUUUAAACAGAGUUGCAAAAUUAAUGUAUGGUUCGCACACUGACGAAGGUGAUGAAGGCCCACCACCUCUGAUGUCAAUACCCUGGAGAAACUUUGAGUGGAAGGGGAAAGAAGUACUAUUACAAGAGGUUUCAACGUUUCAAGUAAAGGGCGGGGUCAAGUACCUGAACUGUUUGCUCUUGGGGCAAUCUGCGUCUGGUAAAACCUCCUUUUUUAAUACAUGUGCUACUGCUCUCAAAGAUGAGAAUAGAGUUUUGGCUCCAUUGUCAGUAUACAAACCAUCUGGAAGCAGUGUCACCUCCACUUUUGAGACCCAUCCCUUAUACACCAAGAGUGACAAAAUAUUACCAUUAAGAAUAUUUGAUUGUCGUGGUCUGCACAAUGCUGACGGUGUUACAACAGAAGACGUUAGAUUAAUGAUUGAAGGUCAUAUCAUAAGCGGAUAUCAGAUAAAUCCCUGCGUGCACAUACAAAACAAUCAUGCAAAUUACCGAAAAAACCCACAGUUUGGAGACAAAAUGCACUGCCUCGUGUAUGUGGUAAAUGCCGACAACCCAAAUGCAGCAUUAGCUGGAGAAAAGGCGAUAGAGAUAUUCGCAAACAUGCGAAAAUUAUUAGCACCUUUAAAUGUACCACAACUAGUUCUGAUGAACAAGGUAGACAGGCUAAGAGCAUCAUUGUCUGAGGACAUUUCACAGGUCUUCAGAAGCGAAGAGGUUCACAGAAAGUUUAGAGCUGUUGCGGAUUUUAUGGAACUUCCUGAAAUGAAUGUUUUGCCGAUGUCCAAUUACCAUAAAGAAACAUCCCCCGACCUUAAAAAAGAUAUACUAGCUUUGUCCAAUUUGAAAGUGAUAAUAGAUAGAGGAAAUGAUUUUAUACAGAGGCAACAAAAAAAUUCCACGCCCGAUGACUUUUUUAAUUAAACAAAAAAUAAUGAAAAAUGACAUUUCGUAUUAACGGUAAAUCUGAGAACUUUGAAACCACAAACGAGUUGGUAUUUAAA
Saccostrea echinata is the source of this 1073-nucleotide messenger RNA. Its product is annotated as interferon-induced protein 44-like. NCBI's taxonomy places the organism in Eukaryota, Metazoa, Mollusca, Bivalvia, Ostreida, Ostreidae. The coding region runs from base 52 to 993 and encodes 313 amino acids. The transcript is spliced from 7 exons. The record is from RefSeq and is a predicted model, not a curated record.